CUGGAACUAUAUUCCGCACGUUCAUUUCAAGAUGAGACCAGACGAACACAAGAAGAAACAGCGCGCUCAAUACAAGAAAAAACACGGAAUUUCCCAAAAGAAGACAACCUCUAAGGAAAAUAAUGAAGGAAAAGAAUCCACAGAGUCGCAAGGAAACUACGAUCUAGCUGAAACUAGUGGGAGGCAGUUCUCAAGGAGAAAUAUCUCAAGCAACUGGGAAAGAUAUGAAGACCUUGAACAAGAUACAAGUGAUGAAGACGAUAACAAUGAUAACGUCCUGAGGAGAGGAGAGGACUUCAAUGUCCUCCUUCAAAGAUCAGCUGAUCCUGCUUCACAGUUUCGGUUUCAGUCAGAAAAAGAUUGGGAGCAAGAAAGCGAUGGUGACUCUGGUACAAUGCAAGCUACCUCAGUGCUAGAGAUAGAUUUUGGGGCUCUGGCAACUUCUUUAAAUUGUGUUCCUUUACUCAAACGCCUAGACAUCUCACAAGAUGGAAUACAUCCAGAUAUCAUUGACAUGUUCCAAUUAAAAGCUCAAACAUGCUCUAAAGAUCACUGCAUUUCACCAUCAAGUGAAGAUGGCGCAAUAACCAAGUCUCAAAGUUCAUCGGCCGGAAAUUUGCUGGAAAAUGCUCCUCCACAUGCAGAAUUACAAGCAUCACACAGUACGAAAAAUGCUGAACAGGAAAAAACAAAAAGAACUCUCCAAAAAACUGAAAGUAAAUCUUGUAAAAUACCAGGUGGCUCACUGAAUGGCCAUGGUGAUGAUGCAAUUCUGUCAAAGCAUUCUGGAUUCACAAGUGAGCCUGGCACUCUUCAAAACACAGAAAACUUACAGAAUUCUUUGAAAGAUGUUUUGAAAAAUGUUAAUACUGCAAAUAGUCCACAGACUGGUAGAACUGAAGAGGUGAUUAAAUCAGGCAACAAUGAAGAAGAUGAGGACCUUGAUUUCCUUCUUUCCCUGGACACUCCAGGAGUAAAUAGUAAUGGAGGAACAUCAUGCCCUGCAGCAGGCCAAUCAAAAAAGCUUGAUACAUCGUUUGGCAAAGGUGCAUUGCUGACAACAAACCCAUCUGCCGACCAGUUUACAAAGAAAGGGGAAGAUGAUCUUGAAGACUGGUUGGAUAGUGUUCUUGGCUGAACUGACUCUGCCUUCCUUGAUGCAUCAUUAGCCUGUACCUUAUAUUUACUAGUUUGCAUCAAAUGCAUCUUCUUUUCUGUUUUUGCCUUUCACAUGCACCCUGUGUGAUCCUUGCAAUGUGGAAAAUCAGACAUUUUUCUUAUUGCUAAUAUUUUUCCUCCCACCUACAAAGCUUGGAAAAUGUUACAAAACUCACAAAAUACAUACCAGUAAUAUGUGUUUUGUAUGUUAAACCAUUAAAUAAGGUGUACUUAUUCCAUAAAAGUGCUAACUAGUGAGGAAGUUAUUAAAUAAGCAUGCAGCCCCGUCUGAAAACAAACAAGACCUGCUUAACUGAGUUGCCAAGAGUUUUCAGGGAGGGGAGGGGUGGGGUUUGCACUCAGGAGGCCUCGUGCUCUUGCAAAGUAAUGUGGUUGUGAUAAAAACAUUGAACUCCAAGGAAUGGGGUUGGGAAAGAGGUCGGUCAGGGUACACCAACUUUGCUGUCUCAUAAUGAGAAAUUUAAUUAAUAAGUAAUAACCUUGAAUGAAGAUGGAACUUUUUAGUUUUUAUUUGGUGGAUUUAUUUUCUAAACUGCGAUUUGAAAAAGUUUUCUGUUAAUAGUCUCUGAAAACAAACUGCUUGCAGCUAGCUAGUUUACAUAUUUCAUAUUCUGGCUUGUAUUGAGAAAAGUUUGAGUCAACUCUACAGUUAUGAACACUCCUGUAAGCUGACAGUUCUACUUAUGCUUUUUUUAAUUCCCCUUUUUGUCCCCCACUCAAACUUUGAAUUUACACAUUCCUGUAAGUAGACACUCUCUCGUAAGAUGUGACCACUUUUGAAAUUGAAAAUUCAAUUUUUCUUUUAUUAAAUGCUUUAUCAUAAGGGGACACCCCAUGAAUGUGUCUUGAAUCUGCCAAUCAACAAAAAUGUGACUUUUGACAGAGCAACAGAAUAGUGCAGAUCAGUUUUGUCAAGUCUCCACUUGUCCAUAGGAAAGCUGGUUGUCUGUUCAUUUGACACAAACAGGAGUCUGACAUAACACUUUCCCUUAACCAGACACUUUUUCCAAUUCCUGAGGAUGUCUACUUAGGAGAGAGUUGACUGUAGUUAAAAAUAAACUGAUGAAAACUUUCUUAGUUUGUUAAUGAACUAUUGAUCAGUUGGUCUGUGUUGAAGGCAUAUUGGCCCAGCACCUUUUAAACUGUUCUCAUUAGGGAGCAUAAGAUCUAAGAAGGGGAUAAGCUUUGAUUCUAGCUGAUAGUUAAUUCUGUACAACAAGGCCUGUGCACAGUUAGUUCUAA
This is a messenger RNA of Stylophora pistillata, 2421 nucleotides long. RefSeq lists its product as uncharacterized. NCBI's taxonomy places the organism in Eukaryota, Metazoa, Cnidaria, Anthozoa, Scleractinia, Pocilloporidae. The record is from RefSeq and is a predicted model, not a curated record. Gene Ontology annotation, biological process: negative regulation of G2/M transition of mitotic cell cycle.